Molecule: messenger RNA, 11731 nt
Organism: Stegostoma tigrinum
Lineage: Eukaryota; Metazoa; Chordata; Chondrichthyes; Orectolobiformes; Stegostomatidae
Product: netrin-3-like
Exons: 7
Coding region: 569-2395 (608 amino acids)
Molecular function (GO): protein binding
Source: RefSeq, a predicted model, not a curated record
AGCUCGACUUGGUUUUUCAGCUAUUCACCAUCUUCAGGCGACGGAGCGACCGGGAUUCCGUACCCCCGGCAGGUGUGUGUGUGCCCAGUCCCCGGGACCGAGCUACUGACCGUGCCGAUUUCCUGCAGUUAUUGGGCGGCCAGCCCGGGCUCUCGCUUCCUCCGCCCAGCUCGGUUUCAGGCUGCUCCUCUGGUUUGAUGUUUUUUAAACCUGGUUCUCAUUUGCUGGUUUGGCAUCAUCAGGCUUUCAUAUUAUGGGUUAUUUGAGUUCCUCCCCUCUUUAAUUCCUUUAAAGCUGUGAAACAUUAAGCACUUUGUGCUAGUCCUCCGCCGCCCGUUUUGUUUCACUCUCUCGCCUCUGCCAGUCCCGCUCUCAUUGGUUCCGCUGUCGCUGAGGAGGUCAUUUCUCCUGUCGAGGAACGGGACAGAAGGGAACCGGUUCGUCGGCCAGUGUUUCGCCGGCCAGAGCCUCGCCCAAUGCCGCGGGAGGACUGAGGACACAGCGGCUUCCCCUCUCAGCUCGGACUGCAGUUCUACUGUGUAUUGUUCUUGGAAACGUUUCAUCCUGAAUGUUGAUGAUGCAAUUUAGUUUAGUGCUACUAUUUGCCUUCAUUCUUGGGGCUUCCUGUGCUCUCAAUGCUUUUGCCCCCCAGCACAGCUCUUCGGACCCUUGCUAUGAUGAAGGAGGGCAGCCUAAGCGCUGCAUUCCUGAUUUUGUCAACGCUGGCUUUGCCAGGGAAGUGCAGGUGUCCAGCACAUGUGGGAGGCCUCCAAACAGAUACUGCUUCUUCAAUGAGAAGAUGGGUGUGAAAACUAAGAUGUGUCAGAUCUGCGAUGCUUCAGAUCCCAAGCACGCUCACCCUGCCACCUACCUGACCGAUUUAAACAAUGCUCAUAACCUCAGCUGUUGGCAGUCAGAAGAGUUUUACAAUCCCAUGCACAAUGUCACACUGACUCUCUCUCUGAAUAAGAAAUUUGAAAUUACUUAUGUCAGUUUGCAGUUUUGCUCUCCUCGGCCAGAGUCUAUGGGGAUAUUUAAAUCGAUGGACUAUGGGAAGAACUGGGUUCCCUUUCAGUAUUAUUCCUCACAGUGCCGCAAGAUGUACAAUAAGCCAAACAAAGCAAUUAUUUCCAAGCAGAAUGAGCAAGAAGCUCUCUGUACAGAUGGAUACACUGACCUCUACCCUUUGACAGGCGGGUUGAUUGCAUUCAGCACACUCGAUGGACGACCCUCUGCCCAAGACUUUGACAGCAGUCCAGUCCUGCAGGAUUGGGUGACAGCCACAGAUAUUCGGGUCGUAUUCAGCAGGCCUCACCUCCAGCGGGAGCUAGACAGACAUUACAGUGGCAGAGACGGGAAGGAGGAUGAGGCAAGUAUGGUGAGAGAGUCCUACCAUUAUGCGGUGGCCGACUUGCAGGUCGGUGGGCGCUGCAAGUGUAACGGGCACGCUUCACGCUGCGUCAAAGACAAAGAGGGCAAUCUGGUUUGUGACUGUAAACACAACACCGCUGGGCCAGAGUGUGACAGGUGCAAACCCUUUCACUAUGACCGACCGUGGCAAAGAGCAACUCUUAGAGAAGCGAAUGAAUGCUUGGCUUGUAGCUGCAAUCUACAUGCCCGGAGGUGCCGAUUCAACAUGGAGCUGUACAAACUCUCUGGACGAAAGAGUGGGGGUGUUUGUUUAAAUUGUCGGCACAACACUGCAGGUCGACAUUGCCAUUACUGUAAGGAAGGAUUUUAUCGAGACCUCACCAAAGUCAUUACUCACCGAAAGGCAUGCAGAGCUUGUGACUGUCAUCCUGUUGGUGCAGCUGGUAAAACCUGCAAUCAGACAACAGGACAGUGUCCAUGCAAGGAUGGUGUGACUGGCAUCACAUGCAACCGUUGUGCUAAGGGUUACCAACAGAGCCGAUCUCCAGUUGCUCCUUGUAUCAAGAUCCCGACUGUAUCUCCGCGGUGGGUGGCUAGUAGCACAGAGGAGCCUGCAGACUGUGAAUCCUACUGCAAACCAGUGAAAGGAAACCUGAAGAUCAACAUGAAAAAGUACUGCAAGAAAGACUAUGCUGUUCAGGUUAAUGUUCUAGAUAUGGAGACAGUAAAUGAAUGGGCAAAGUUCACCGUGAAUAUUGUGUCAGUUUUUCGAAGCAGAGAUGAAAAGAUUAAACGGGCAGACCAGUUCCUAUGGAUUAAUAUGAAAGACUUGGCAUGCAAGUGCCCAAAGAUCCAAAUGACCAAAAAGUACCUAGUGAUGGGGAACACUGACAGCGUGGCUGAGAGGCUUGGAGGCCUAGUAGCAGAUAAGAACAGCCUUGUCAUUCAGUGGCGAGAUGUGUGGACAAGAAGACUGCGGAAAUUCCAACGUAAAGAGAAAAAAGGGAAAUGUGGGAAAGCCUGAUUGACUCAUUCAGACAAAAAAACUCUGUGAGAAGCAUCAUGGGCAUCAAUGUAAAUACACUUUGGUUCAAAAUAUUUACCUUUCAGAAGAUGCUGAAGGGCAUUAGACUGUGAGGAGGGGACUAGAGGCUGGAAACUACAUCUUAGUCAGCACAGCAAAACAAAGUUGUUGGCUGAAUAUGCUUUUAACAUUGCUCAAUCCUUUUCUAAAUGUGGUCAUGAUUCCUUUUGCUGGGCUGAAGGUCAGACUGCAAUAUUAGCUUUGUUGUCUGAUUGCAGAGCCCAUGUAGAAUCUGACAAAGGCACAUACUACCCGUGUCCUACCCAUUGGUUGGCUGGCUAUUCUUGUUGAAGUCCACCAUACCCCUUUUCUUUUCGCCUGUUAUGACUAACAUAUGAGGCAAAAUGUGGUGGUCUAUGUAAGCCUGACAGCUGUGCUGAACGCAGAGUGUAAAUAUGGACAGGUUCCAGGAGUUUUAUAACAGACAAAGCAUUUGGCAUGCAGCAAGUUAUCUGUUAACGUUGUGUAUUUUGAACUGUGGUUUGAAAAUAUCCAAUUUCAAUUAGAUUUUGCAAAGCACGUUAACAUUGUAAAACCCUUUUGUCUGACAUGCAACCUUCAGUCUAAUGAAACAUUUCCUUUUCAGUAUUUCUUUGAUCACCUUGCCAGACAAUCUGUAAUAACAGUACUGCAGUAUAGACUACCUUCCAAUAUACUCACCCUAACCUUCCAUAUGCAGUGCCCUCUGAUAUACCCCCAUCACCCUCCAACAUAUACCCUCUUCACCUUCUGAUAUAUACCCUCUUCACCCUCAAAUAUACCUUCCUCACCCUCCAAUACAUUCUACCCUCCAAGAUACUGUACCUUCCAACACACCCUCCUCGCUCUCCAAUAUACCAUACCCUCUGAAGUACUCUCAUCUACCUCCACCAUACUGUGGAGGUGUCGGUGUUGGACUGGGGUGGACAAGGUCAGAUAUCACACAAUACCAGGUUAUAGUCCAAUAGGUUUAUCUGAAAUCUUAAUUAGUUUGUACAGUUUUUGAUUACUUAUUACCUUGGUUAGACCCUCGGUAUGCAACUCUUAUACCUAUCGUGUUAUUCCAGUCUUUUAGUUUGUCUCCUGCAUGACCUUAUUCUUAAUUUUUUUUGUAAUUACCUCUCUGCCUCAUUUAAUUGGAUUAUAGGUCAUUCCUUCCCUUCUUAUUCAGCUGUUGACACUUUUCUCAUACUGUCUAACACUCUUGGUCACCUGCAGAGACUUAUUAUUCAACACUCCAUAUUCAACGCUCCACACCAGUUGUAUGAUUUUUUGAUCUCUCUGCCCUUGAUUAAAUUCUGUGUCCAUGCGCUCCCUCACUUCACCUGAUGAAGGGGCUGCGCUCUGAAGGCUUGUGUGAUUUCAAAUAAACUUGUUUGACUUUAACCUGGUGUCAUACAACUUGUCAAACAUACUAUCCCCUUUAAUAUCACACCUGCCAAUGUAGCAUUACCCUCUGAGAUACCCUGUCAUCCUCUAAUAUACUGCAGCUGUUGCUUUACUCUCCUCAACCUUUGAGACAUUGCACCCACUGAUACUGAGCACCUCCAAUUUUCUGCUCCUUUUGAUAUACCACAUCUUGUGUAAUGGCCUACCAUGUGAGAUAUGGCACCCUCAGAUAAAGAAGUCAGUCUUGCCUCAGUAAUAACACCAUGACCUCAGUGAAAAGUUGCUGGUUCCAGUCCACAUCAGAGACUUGAGCACAUUUCAUCUAGAACAUUGGUAAAAAGGUCCCUCUGCCCUUCAAAUGGAUGUAAAUGAUCCCAUUACACCAUUUGCAAAAGAGCUGAUGUGUUGGCCAAUGGUUGUUCUUUACCUGGCAAUACUAAAACUGAUUGUCAGAUUAUUAUUUUGUUGAUCUUUGUGGGAGUUUUGGUGAGCUAAUUGAUUGCUAUCUUUUCCUGUUUAUAUUUUUAGAACAGGAACAUUUUAAAAAAAUUAAUUUUCUGCAAAAUGCUUUGAGCUACUCUGUGGUGCUAAAAAGUGUGCCAAAUUGUAAGUUUUUCCUUACUCCAUCAUCCAAUAUUCUAAAUCCUACAAUUUAACAUUGUUCUAAAUAUCACAUCUUCAAAUACCUAUAUUCCUCAAUACACUAUGAUCCAAUAUGCUAUUUCGCAACCUUCUAUAUGCAAUAUAGUACAAUCAUCCAAUUUAUCACAUCCUCAGUAAUGCUGCCAGUAAAUUCAAUUCACACUCUAUUCAUCAAGAACAAUGGCAAUAACAUGUGUAAACUACACAAUAUACAACUGUGUAAUGUGAGGAGGAGAAGUUUCAAAAGAACUUGGACAGGCUGGUGGAAUGAGUGCGAUGGUGGAUCUUGAAAUCUGAUGAGGAGAAAUGUGAAGUUAUUCAUAACUGUAGAAAGAUAGUGAGGAAUACAAAAUAAAGGGUAUUUAUAAGGAGGUUCAGAAGUAGAGUGAUCUAGGGGAUUAUGUGUACAAAUCAUUUAAGAUUGUUGGGAAAGCGUUUAAUAAAUGCUAUGGAUACUGGGUUUUAUUAAUAGGCACAUAACAAAAGCAAGGAAGGUUAAAACUGUUUCUGUGACAACCUAUGUAUUGUGCCCAGUAGUAGUAAGAACUUUAAGAAUGAGGCAGUGGCAUUGGAAAGAAUGCAGAAAAGAUUAAAAAGAAUGAUUCCAGGAUGAAAAUUUUCAGUUCCAUGAAUAGAUUAGAGGAGCUGAGAUAGUUUUCCCUGAAGAAGGAAAGACUAAGAGGAAAUGUUAUUGACAAGGUGUAAAUGAUAAGGACAGUAUAGACAGGGAGAAACUGUUUCCCAUUGGUGGAAAGAUUGAGAACUAGAGAAUAAUGAGCGAAGGCAAUUGACAAAAGAAUCACGAUGAAUAAAUAUAUAUAGUAAAUGAUUACAAUCUGAAAGGUACUGCUGAAAGCAUGGUGAGCUCUGACUCAAUCAUGGUUUUCAAAAUGUAAUUGGAUAAUUAUCUGAAAACAAAAUUGCAGGGCUAGAGGGAAAAGCAGGGGAGCAGAACUUUAGCGAGCUGGCAUAUGGUUGACAGACGAGGCCUUGUCUGUACUGUAACUAUUCAUUAAAUCUAUGAUUCUAUCAUGUACCAAUGUUAUUGUGGCGUACAUCACUGUGAAAGACAAGAGCAGCAAAGUUCUGGGAACUUUAUCAUCUCCAAGCUUUCCAACCCUCAAUUCACAAAUGAUCCUGACUUGGACAUUUUAUUGCUAUUGCUCCAUAGACAACAUGUUAACAGAGCUGAGUAACAUAGCAAGGAAAUGCCAAAGUUCUGAAUUUCCUCAUUAGGUUGUAAACCUUUAAUUGGUAUUUCCCACUUGAAAUCAGCCUGAAUGACUGGGUUAGGUCAGGCUACUAGUGCAAGAACACUCAUAUUUUUACCCAAGAGGGAGAAUGAUUUGAUCCCUCGUCCCAGGGAGCUUUGUUUGGAUCCUGUUUCUCCUUACCCACAAGCAGUGUUUACCUUCUUGAAGCUGUUCCCAGCUACCUUCAACUAGUUGGUGUCCCAAAGCUUUGGACACAAGUUAAAUCAAAAAUUGCGAGCUUUUAAAAUGUUUGAACUUCUUGGAGUGGUUGACUAACCAUCCCUUGUUCUGCACCCAUUUAAACCGGAAUUUGGAAGUUGGAAUCUUGUUUCAGAACUUUACAAUUUUAACAACUCACAAGAAUCUACUCACUGGUCUUUGUGUGUUAAGAUUCAGUCCAAUGUUGCUUGGUCAAUGUCUUGGAAUUCACUAUCACUCUUGUGAAUAUCCCAUUAGCACACAGAUUGCAGCAAUUCAAGAAAACAGCUGUCCCCAAUAUAUUUUGAGGGCAUUUUGUGCAGGAUAGUGACUAUCCUCCAACAUCCACAUUUCCCAAUUAAACGUAUCAUAAUUCCUAAUAACUGUAUGGACAUUCCUAGCACCUUCCAACACCGAUUACAAUCUAUAUGUAAAUUGCUAAAUCUCUGUAAAAAAUACUGGUUAUAACAAUAUUCUGACUGUACAAUUAGUUUCUAAAAUUCUCAUGUAGAUGCUGUGUAAUGCAAAUGUGAAAUCUGUAUGGUCUGUCAGGAUAUCCCACUGCAUUUUACAGCCAAUGAAGCACUUUCAAAGCAUACUGCCUAUUGUACUGUAAGAAAUAUAGCUGCUAGUUAGGCCGCAGUAAACUCCCACAAACAGCAACAAAUAAAUAAGCAGAAGAGGUUUUGAUUGAGUUAUAAAUAUUGGCCAGGACACCAAAAAAUCUUCUUUGCUCUGCUUAAAAAAUGGCGUGGAAUUCUUUAUGACUAAGUGCAAAAGAAGGCUAAGCCCUUGGCUGACUGUAUCAUGUGAAGGAUUACAUUUCUAACUAUGCUGAGCACCCUCAGUACUGCAUUGGAAUGUCACCCAGCUUUAUGUGCUCAAGUACUGUGCCAUUUGGACCCACAACCUUUUUUUAACUCGGAGGCCAUCAAACUAUGAACUGAGCCACAGCUGACACUGUGAAGAGCUGUUAGCAUUCAAUUCCUGCUUCUGUGCAAGAAAUGUCAGAAAUAACCCAAGACUUUGUCAAGUUUGUCAAACUUAGUUGUACCAGUUUUGAAAGACUGCCUCAUAUUUGGGGCCUUCACACAGAACAAGUGGCACAUUCUCAUUGUUCACCUCACUGUCAUACCCUAACGUGCCAAAGGUUGGUGAAAGAAAUAGUUAUUCUCUUGUUAAAGAUCAAUUGCAUCCUUAAAAUAUUAAUGUUGUACCAAUUUUAAUCAUAAAGGAAAACAAUCUGGAAUAACAUAAGCUGAAACUGGUUGUGUUCUUUGUUACUUGUUGCUGAUCACUGGUGGCGUGGCCUGUAAUACACCACAGUCUGCCUGACAAACACCACACCGUGUGGCCAGCAUUCAGGUACAUUGUAUUGUAACAAGCACAAAGCGCUGUGAAAUGAAUGUUCAAACUUCACAUGCUGUUAUUUGCUUGUUAUGUUAUGAUUUACAAGUCCACUUAAAAGUUCCGUUUAAAAAAAAAAUUCUGCUUUAUGGUUGAUGCAGAAAGGGCGCAAUACUAGUUUCAAGGAUUGUGAUUUCCAGUUAGGGAGAAUGUGGAGAGAGUUUUACUCUGUGUCUGGAAAUGUCUUUUAGGAUAAUGUAGAAGGAACAUUAAUCAGUUUCUAGCCCUCAUGUACCAGGCCUAGGAGAGGUUGAUGACAAUCUCAAGGGAACUUUACUCUGUAACUAAGCCUUGUUGUAGCUGCCCUGGUGUUAAUAGUGGUCGUUUCCCUAGCUGAUUCCAAAUGAUUGCAGGAGAAGGUGUGUGAUUUUGUUAAUGAACUUGCAAGAUCUAUACUGCUUGUCUUUCAUUCACUCGUGUGUGAUGGGUCCACAAACCAUAAUGGUGAUUGUUGUUAAUAAUAAAUGUUGUUAUUUCAAAUCAUCACAGUAGAUGUAACAGCUUUUCAGCCUUACUCAGUGGCUUCAGCACAUUGGUUGCUGAGUAAGAGGUAGUGCUGGAGAUGUGUGGGUGCCGUAAUAAGAAUAUCUUUGCUUGAUGUUUUCUAAUCCUAAGCAUCCUUAAAAUUAGAAACCGGAAUAAUUAUGGCCUCAAUUUGGAAGCCAGCUCCACAACUCUGCAUAGUUGGCAAAUACAUGGAGGUUUAUGUAUCCGCAAUUGAUAUUUACUGGAAGGUGAUUGCAUCUAUACUCAUAUUUAAUUCUUUUAAGGGAUGUGGGAGUUGUUGGCAAACCAACUGUACCUGAAAAUGUGGAGGUGGCCCACUUCGUUGAACUGCCACAACCCCUGGGGAGUUGCUAGGAAGGAUGUUCCAGGGUUUCAAUGUGGCGUCAGUGAAGGAACAGUGACAUAUUUCCAAGUUUGGACAGUGUGUGGCUCAGAGGAGUAUUUACUGGCAAUGGUAUUACCAUGUAUCUGCUACCUUUGUCCUUCUAGGAUGUAGAAAUCAUAGAUUUUGAAGGUGGUCUCACUGCAGCUUUGGUGAACUGCUGCAGUGUGUCAUUAUGUGGUGUGCAUGGGUACCACAGAGUGCUGGUAGUGGUUUAAUGUGAUGGAUGAGGUGUUGACCAAAGUGAAAUGCUCUAUCCUGAAUAAUGUCAGGAUUCUUGACUGUUAUUAAAUCUAAAUUCACCCAGCAAAUGGAAAGUAUUCCAUCAGGGUCAUGUUUCUUGCCUUAUAGAAUGAUGGAUGUGGGGUGUUAGAAGGUUAGCCAUUUGCCACACAAUUCCAACUUAGUGAUUUGAUUUUGUAGCCACAGUAUUUAUAUGGCUGGUUCUGUUACAUUUCUGCUCAGCGAUAACUCUCAGUAUGUUAAUAGUAGGGAAUUUGAUGAUGAUAAUUCUGUUGAAAGUCAAAGGAAGAUUAAAUUCUCUCAUUGGAGAUAGUCAUUGCCUGGCACUUAUGACGUGUGAAUGCUACUUUACUGUCUCCCCAGUUGUAAAUAUUGUCCAGAUCUUUGUACAUAAGAACAUGAAUUGCAUUAGUAUCUGAGGAGUUGGAAAUGGUGCUGAACAUUGCGCAGUCAUCAAGAGAACAUCCCCAAUUCUGACUGUAAGUUAGAGGAAUCGUCAUUGAUGGAACAGCUGAUACUGGUUGAAUAUAGGCCACCAUCACCCACCACUUGUCCUAGUAAUUUGUCUCCAAUAAUGAUUUCGAUUUUCUUUUGCGUCGGGUAUGAUUCCAACAAGUGGAGAUUUCCCCCACUUCUUAUUGACUUCAACAUUCCUCAGUUUCCUCAAUCUUACAUUCAGCCAAAUGCUGAAUUGAUGUCAAGGACAGUCUCACUCUUCUCAUAUCUGGCUUUCAGCUCUUGUUCAUAUUUGAACCAAGGCUACAAUGACGUCAGGAGAUGUGUGGCCCUGGCUGAACCCAAACUGAGUGUCGAUGAGUCAGUUAUUGCUGAAUAAGUUAAGUGCUGCUUUGAUAACUUUGUGAAUCACAUCUUACAUCCCUUUGUUGAUUAGGAACAAUAAAAUAAUGGGCAGUAAUCAGCUGAACUGGAUUGUCCUACUUUCUGCAGACGGCACAUAACUGGGCAACUUUCUUCAUUGUCUGGCAGAUGUGGCUAUACUGCAACAACAUGGCUAUGGAUGCAAUUAUUUCUGGGGCACACUUUCAGUACUACACACACAAUGGUUUCAGGGCUGUGGCCUUCGCAGUAUUACCUUCAGCCAUUCCCAAUAAUGUGGAAUGAAUCUAACUCUCUGAAGACUGGAAUCUGUGCUGGUGAGAUUUCAGUAGAAAACCGAAGGUAGAUCAUUCACUCAAGCCUUCUGGCUGAAGAUGGUUGCAAAUAUAUCAGCUUGGUUUUUUGCCCUGACAUGUUGGGUUCCACCAUCACUGAGAAGAGAGAUAUUUUGGGACGCAUCUCCUCCAAUUUGUUGUUUAAUUGUUCACAAAUGUUUAAGACUGCACGUGGCAGGCCUGCUAUAAAGACCACAGGCUGAAAAACAUGUAUUUUUUCACUAAUUCCAAGUUAUUUUUUUUUGGAAAGAUUUUUCAAUGUAAGACCGAGUGGAUUCAUUUGUUAACUCACCGCAUUAUAAUUAGCUACCAUGCCCCUCUGACAGCUCUCAAAUCCAAUUUCUGCUCCAUCUUACCAAGUGCUGUUCCGGAACAUCUCGCCACUCACCAGAUAUACGGGAAUUCAGCAGCAUCCCUUGCACACAAGCCAUUUGUAAAGCCCAUUCUGCACCCAGACAAGCACUGUGAGUCCAUAGCUGCCCGGCAUGGCUCAUAACACCUGCCCUGGACAUGACAGACAGAUGGAAAUCAAUGCCAUACUAGGAAUUCCUAUUGGAUGGGACUGCUGAUGUGGAACUUCCUCCUGUCCCCAGGACUGGCAAUGGAGGCCACAACACUAGAUCAUGCCAAACUGGUCUGGGAUUGCUACCAAGGUCAGUUUCAGCACGGUAAGAUAUAGUUCAAAAUCCUUUUCCACUCUGACAGCAUCUUCUCUCUGAUUCUUUGCAUUCUAUCUCUGUUACUGUAGUCCUCUCCUAUCAAGGCUCCUUCUCUACCACUCUCAGCACUGCCUGUAACAUUUUCUCCAUUUGUUCUCAUCUAGCCCAACCCCUGACACCAUUAAUCCUGCAUGCUGUCUUGCCUACUCUCUUGCUUGGGACACCUCGCCACCUGCCUCACCUGCACCAACAGUAAUAGGUGUAUCACUGCUUUCAUUUCCUAUCAUUCCUGGUUGUCUCUCUCUUUCCAUGAGGAAGAAAGACCCCAAGAAGACAGAACAUAUCAGGUUGGAUGAUAUACUGCUUGUCAUUCUACUCCUUAUCACUGAUGAGGAGAGGAUCAUGACUCUGACAUUCUGACCAGGACUUGGACUGGCGUCAGAGGCUGCCCUUGACAGAUGGUUUUGGAAACCCCUGAGUGAAGGUUAUUCCCCCCCUGACUUGAUGACCUGCACACAACUAUGACAAGUUUCCUGGCUUUGUAUCUGUGCUAAAUGGCAUGACAAUGCCGCAGUAAUCAGAGCUUGAUGUUUCUAUUUGAGGGAGCAAAACAAGGAAGGCAAAGGAAGGCAUUGCAAGGCAGGGAUGCUACGAGAAUCCAGGCAGGCUCAGAGAGAUCAUGUUGAGAACAAGUGAAGUGCUCGAGAUGCAGCCUGGUCCUAUCCAUGAGCUUGGUGCUUAUCUCCGAGUGCGAAGUGUCGAUGCAACAUGACAAUGAUAGUUACCAACGCAUUGCAGCACUGAAGUGUAGAAGCAUCCCAUAAGUCAAUGGGUGAUGUCCCAUGAGGGAUUCUGUAGGCUGGUACAUGUCAGGUAUCCAUGUCAAUGGAUGUGGGUGUAUGUGACCAGUCCCAUGGAGUUUGCUCUGAGAUGUUGAUGCCUGGUAUCCAACAUGGAAGUCAUUCAGAGCCAGUGAUAAGCUAAACCACCCAGACAUUUGGUUUCCUGUCGAGCUUUCCCAGCUUAUUUGGUGAGUUUGGUAAGAUGAGAGGCUGAAUAUUAAUGAGGUGAGCGGUGGCAUGAACAAGGCAUUGAUCAAACGUUGAUCAUUUUCAGUUCACAUCUUGCUGCUGCUAGGGGCAGUGUGGACCUGUUGGGCCGAAGGGCCUGUUUCCACACUGUAGGGAAUCUAAUCUAGUCUAAAUCAGAAUCUGACCACACUACUUGUGAAAAGCAUGAAAGGUAGUGAGUUGGCACAUAGAUGUGCCUCACCACAUUGUCGCCCAAUUCAUCUGCUCAUUUUCCCAUAGCCCACGGUUUUGAGAUCCCUUUAAGGUUUUGCCUGCAUCUUUUUAUUUCUUUUAUUUUCAAAUGUGGAUUAUAAAAAAAGGAAGAUAUCCUUUAAGUUAAGGAAACUGUGCAAAAAGAUGGCUGCAAUUUUAAAA